AAUACUGUUUACAUUAUUGAGUAGGGGUGACCUUUCUGACGCACGUGAAAAGGUUACCCGGCAAAUGCGAAGACAGGAACUUGAAAUUUUGACAGCCUGAUUGAGAAACACGAAUAAGUCCAACAACCAUCAAAUCCAACAAUCAUGCCACCAAAGAGGAAGCUUGCAGUGAAGAAUGACAAGAAACAAACGGAGGCAAAUGGCGAACCUACACCUCCAAAGAAAUCUAAGGCCCCUUCUCUCACACACCCUUCCCACAGAACCCAGGAGGGACACGUCUUUGCCCUUGGCCAGGGGGAUGUGGGUCAGCUAGGGUUAGGAGAAGAGGUGUACGAGAGGAAGAAACCCACACUUGUUCCCCUCCCUGAGGGUGCUAAGGGCAGGGUGGUGGAGGCCAUAGCUGGAGGGAUGCACACGGUAUGCUUGACCAGCGCUGGUGAGAUCUACACUUUCGGCUGCAACGACGAAGGAACCCUAGGUCACGACACCAACGAGGAAGGGUCAGAGUUCACCCCCUUCAAGGUCGACCUUGCCGAGAAGGUCGUUCAGGUCAGCUGCGGGGACUCGCACACGGCCGCGCUGACGCAAGAGGGCAAGGUCUACAUGUGGGGAACGUUCAGAGAUUGCAACGGACCCUUCGGGCUGACGUCAGAGGGUAUGGAGAAACUGCCAGUCCAGAUCCUUCUCAAGAAAACUGUCGUCAAGAUCUCAUCAGGGAACGAUCACCUGUGCAUGUUGACUGAGGAAGGGGAGAUCUACUCGCUGGGUUCCGGGGAGCAGGGGCAACUUGGAAGGAUAGCGGAAAUCUUUGCUGUUAGAGGGGGAAGGAAAGGAACUGGUAUUUUGCAUGAGCCUGCCCUCGUGUACUGCCGGAGAAUACGGGGUCACGGCAAGGUGCUGUUUGACAAUGUCUGGUGUACGGCCUACGGCACGUUUGCCAGUAUGAAGGGCGGUGGAAUCUACGGCUGGGGUCUGAACAACUAUCAUCAGCUAGGUCUGGAGGACACCAAGUCUCGAUUUAUGCCUGAACAGAUCCAGACUUUAUCCCAUCUAACGGUCAAGGACAUUCGGGGAGGAGACCACCAUACUGCUAUACUGGACACGAAAGGUAAGGUGUACUCCAUAGGUCGUACAGACUACGGCAGGCUGGGUCUAGGGGACGGGUGCAAGGAGAGCUACAAGCCGGCACAAGUCACGACGCUGGAUGCUGAAGAAGUUGAAUCCAUUGGAUGCGGCUCCAGCAUGACCGUGUGUUCCACUAAGAAAGGCGAUGUGUAUACCUGGGGGAUGGGGAGCAGUCUUCAACUGGGUACCGGUGAAGAAGAUGACGAACUAUCGCCGGUAAAAGUAGUCAGCAAACAACUAGAAAACCGCAAGGCUCUUACCUCCUCAGGGGGAGGGCAACACACCAUCAUUCUGGCUCGUGACUCAUAAAGAAUCCAAAAGGGAUAGAAGCUGUUGUUUGUCGUCAUGGCAACUGAUCAAGGAUCUGAUGGAGUCCACGCUUUAGAUGGAAAACUAUUUCAUAUCGUAAGCCCGAUAGAUGUAGAAAUUCUCUCGUUGGCAGGUUCAUCUGAAGUUGGCGGCUGGUCUUGUAACUACUGCAUUUACUAGAGUCAUGUAC
Patiria miniata (bat star) is the source of this 1624-nucleotide messenger RNA. RefSeq names its product regulator of chromosome condensation-like (gene rcc1). The transcript has 10 exons. Bases 145 to 1434 code for a protein of 429 amino acids. Gene Ontology annotation, molecular function: guanyl-nucleotide exchange factor activity. NCBI's taxonomy places the organism in Eukaryota, Metazoa, Echinodermata, Asteroidea, Valvatida, Asterinidae. The record is from RefSeq and is a predicted model, not a curated record. Gene Ontology annotation, cellular component: cytoplasm.